Molecule: messenger RNA, 621 nt
Organism: Fusarium coffeatum
Lineage: Eukaryota; Fungi; Ascomycota; Sordariomycetes; Hypocreales; Nectriaceae
Exons: 1
Coding region: 1-621 (206 amino acids)
Molecular function (GO): hydrolase activity
Source: RefSeq, a predicted model, not a curated record
AUGAUUCUCAGCACCACGCUCUUCACGACAGUUUCUACACUCAUGAUCCUACAAGUAUUAAGCGGCUUGAGAAAGCGCCGAGUUCUGAAAAGAUAUCGAAGCAGCCAUUCAUCCAGCGCCAUGAACUUCCUCCAAAUGUCAAACACGGUCGCUCUCGACUACGCCCGAAACAUCCUCUUCAAAAAAGUCGACAAAAUCACCGUCGGAGCAGCAAUCCUGCACAAGAGCAAACGAAGCAUUCUAAUGCUCAAGCGCGCCGCACACGAGACUUACUAUCCCAAUGUGUUCGAACUACCAGGCGGUAAAAUCGACGGUGCGGAAAAGAUACAUGACGCUAUUGUCCGAGAAGUCAAAGAGGAGACGGGUCUUACUGUUACGAAAGUCAUCGCUUCGUCGGAGCCUUUUACUUAUUUUACGGAAAAGACUGUUGAUGAGAAGAUUAUAUUGAGGACUACUUUGCAGUUGAGCUAUGUGGUGGAAGUGAAGGAGGAUGGGGAUGGUUUUGUUGUUGAUUUGGAGGAGCAUUCCGAGGGAAGAUGGGUUGAGGCUGAUGAAGCUGAUGGGGUAGUCAUGGCGGGGGAGAUGAAGAAUCUUGUUUUGCAGGCUUUGCAAAUGGAAUAA